AACAGCAAGCGCACGUACGUUGAGCAACAAUCAGAUGCUAAAGGAAAACGGCCGCUUCCGUGUUGUUCUUGUGUUAUUCUGGACGAUAAUAGCUGAAAUCGCUGCCACCCUUCACCCGACAGCGUCCCUGAGGGGUAAUUAUCAUGCUAUUGUGAAGCUAAAAUACGUUUUCAGCCUCUCUCGCCCGAAAUGUCGCUGCUGCAGAGCUCAAAGAAAAAAGACAAGCGUAUUUUGUCUGGUACCUGCCCAGACCCGAAAUGUCAGGCGAGGCUCUUCUUCCCCGCUUACGGCUCCAUUAGCAUCGAGUGCACCGAGUGCGGUCAGCGCCACGAGCAGAGGAACCUGCUGAAUGUCGAGGAGGUAACGGAUCCAGAUGUGGUGCUCCACAACCUCCUCAGAAACGCCCUGCUCGGCGUCACCGGAGCCCCGAAGAAAGGGACGGAGCUGGUGAAGGUGAUGGGGCUCUCUAACUACCACUGCAAGCUGCUGUCCCCGGUGCUCACCCGUUACGGCAUGGACAAACAAACCGGAAAAGCCAAGCUGCUGAGGGACAUGAACCAGGGGGACAUUUUUGACUGCUCUCUGCUGGGGGACAGAGCCUUCCUGAUCGAGCCGGACCAUGUUUCCACCAUGGGAUAUGGGCAGGACAGGUCUGGGAGCCUCAUCUACCUCCACGACACUCUGGAGGAGAUCAAGAAAGCCAACGGAAACAGAGAGUGUCUUAUUCCAGUCCAUGUGGAUGGAGACGGGCACUGCCUGGUCCACGCUGUGUCCAGAGCGCUCGUAGGAAGAGAACUUUUCUGGCACGCCUUGAGAGAGAACCUUAAGCAGAACUUCAAACAGAACCUGGUCCGAUACAAAGCCCUGUUUCAGGACUUUAUCGAUGCUGCAGAGUGGGAGGACAUCAUCAAUGAGUGUGACCCUCUUUUCAUCCCGCCUGAGGGCGUGCCUCUUGGACUACGCAACAUCCACAUUUUUGGUUUAGCUAAUGUCCUCCACCGACCCAUAAUCCUCCUGGACUCCCUGAGCGGAAUGAGGAGCUCCGGGGACUAUUCUGCCACCUUCCUGCCCGGACUGGUGCCGGAGGAGCAGUGCAAGGGAAAAGACGGGAAGCUCAAUAAGCCCAUCUGCAUCGCCUGGAGCAGCUCAGGCAGGAACCACUACGUCCCUCUGGUGGGAAUCAAGAACACGGUGCUGCCCAAGCUGCCAGCCCGCCUGCUGCCGAAGGCCUGGGGUGUUCCCCAGGAGCUCAUCAGGAAGUACAUCAAAUUGGAAUCAGACGGCAGCUGUGUGAUCGCAGGCGACCGCAGCUUGCAGGAUAAAUACCUGAUGAGGCUAGUGAACGCCAUGGAGGAGGUGUUCAUGGAUAGGCACGGCAUCCACCCCUCGCUGGUGGCCGACGUGCACCAGUACGUCUACAGACGGACGGGGGUGAUCGGCGUCCAGCCGGAGGAGGUGACCGAAGCAGCCAAGAAGUCCGUGAUGGAGAACAGGCUGCACCGCUGCCUGAUCUGCGGCGCCCUCUCAGAGCUCCAUGUCCCCUCCGAGUGGCUUGUCCCAGGUGGAAAGCUCUACAACUUAGCCAAGUCCACACACGGCCAACUCCGACCAGACAAGAACUACAGCUUCCCCCUAAACAACGUGGUCUGCUCCUAUGACACCCAGAGAGACAUCCUCGUCCCGGACUACAAACUGAGCGCCCUCAACACUUGCAACUGGUGUCACGGGACAUCCGUGCGCCACAUCCGUGGGAAUGGGUCAGUGGUUUACCUGGAUGGGGACAGAACUAACACCCGGUCCCAGGGGGGGAAGUGUGGCUGUGGAUUCAAGCACUACUGGGAGGGGAAGGAGUACGACAACCUCCCCGAAGCCUUCCCCAUCACACUAGAGUGGGGGGGGCGGGUGGUGCGUGAGACGGUGUACUGGUUCCAGUACGAGACCGACCCGACGCUGAACAGCAACGUGUACGACGUAGCUAUGAAGCUGGUCACCAAGCACUUCCCCGGAGAGUUCGGUAGUGAGAUCCUGGUUCAGAAAGUGGUCAACACCAUCCUGCAUCACACCGCCAAGAAGAACCCCGACGAGUACAACCCGGUUUCUAUCGACGGGGCUCAUGCCCAGCGGCUCAACGACCCGUUGGAGACCCAGCCCACCGCAGACCCGCAGCCCCCCACCAAGAUCAUCCUGACCGGUCAGAAAGCAAAGACGCUGCACAAGGAGGAGCUGACGAUGAGCCGGGCGGAGCGCAGCAUCCAGCAGAGCAUCAGCGAGCAGGCCCUGGUCUCCCAGAAAAGACGCACAGAGAAACUCAAGCAGGAGCAAAAGGGUCAGAUCCGGGACUCUUCCCCUGGGGGGUCUCCAGAAACAUCCUCCUUCUCAGCUCCAGCCACCCCUACCAAGUCCUCCUCCCCCUCUUCCAACAAGGAGAAGAAGAUCCGUGUGACCACCAGCGAUGGCAGGCAGGCCAUGCUGACUCUGCCUGCUCACACCACCUUCUCAGACCUGCAGAGCAGCAUCUCCAACCAGUUUGGCGUUCUUCCGGCCCAGCAGUGCAUUCGUUAUGGCUUCCCGCCCAAAGAGCUGGGUCCUCCGAAGGACGGCGAGGAGAACGAGCCGGUUGUGCUGCAGCAUGGGGACAGGGUGACAGUGGAGAUCCUGAGGGGCUCUGAGGACACGAGCCCCGCGGCCUCCAUCACCAGAGCCUCCAGCUCACACUCGUCCCUCCACUCGGCCAAGAGCGACGACGCCAUGAUGUCCAGCAGGAUGAGCAGCCGGGAACUCCAGGAGAGCAUAGACCUGGAGAUGUCCUCCCUCUGUCUCCUAGCAACCUUGAUGGGUGAGGAUGUGUGGUCGUAUGCUAAGAAGCUGCCUCACCUGUUCCAGCAGGGCGGAGUCUUCUACAACAUCGUCAAGAAAGACAUGGGUCUGAUAGACGGGAAGCACUGCACGCUGCCUCACCUGUCGGGGAAAACCUUUGUUUAUAACGCAGCUGAAGAGCGUCUGGAGCUCUGCGUGGACACUGCAGGUCACUUCCCCGUCGGUCCUGAUGUUGAGGAGCUGGUGAAGGAGGCAAUGAUGCAGCUCCGCUCCGAGGCAUCCACCAGGGGCAGCAGAGAGGGCAGCCCGUCCCACGGCGUCCUGCGACUCGGCAGCGGCGGCGUUGUUCGGAAAAAAGAGCAACUUCAGAACGUCACAGCCUUCCAAGGUAAAGGUCACUCUCUGGGUAGUGCUGGAGGCUCCUCCCCUCCAGAACAUCGGCCUAUCACGCGCCAGCACAGCAGUGGUGUGGACCUGAGCGCCAGCGUGUCCAGAGGACCCCCAGACCUGUCGGACGUCCCCGAGGACGCCACCAGGGAGCUGGUCCGCAUGGCUCCAGGCUUCGUCACCAUGAAGGACGGGCGUGGCCUGGACCCCGGUCUUAUGGAGCAGCAGAGGAGGAAACUGCAGGAGAUGGUCUCCUCCAUCCAGGCCUCCAUGGAGCGCCACCUUAAGGAGCAGCAGAACGCCACUGAUGUGGGGGGCGGGGCCAGCCAGAACCAAACUGCUGCAAUUAAAACCAUCACGGGUCAGCAAGGAGCUACAGUGGAUCAGGAACCUCUGGCUGCAGCAGGACCCGGAAAACCAGAGAAGGGGGAGGAACUGGAGGAGAUGGAAAGCCAGGACGCCGGACAGAGCGGUGCCACCGAACCCAUGGACCACUCCUGAUUGUCCCUAAGCCCCGCCUCCACCAUCUGUGGGUCUCAGUGCCUCAGGUCAGAUCCAAAACUUCAUCAUGUUGUGUCGUUUUUGCUGCAUGACUAAAGAGCGAACUGACUGUCCUCGCUGGGACGCGAGUCGGUAAGAAGAUGUGCUGCGAUACAUCACCAGUCUCCCCCCCCCCCCCCACCCCCCCACCCCACACACCUCCUCGCCUGGCUUGUUAGAAUAGGUUUCCUUCACUUGAUUUGUUGUGAACAGCAGCCUUACAACGUUUCUCCGGGUUGCCGUGGCGACGUGACCUACAGCCUCCUUCCUGCAGACAUCAGGACUUCCUGCUUUAGAAAAGUCUUGAGAGACAAAGCCGUUGGACUUUUGAGUGUGAUGCAUUCCUGUAGAUAAGGUCUUAAUCAGCUGCUGGUCUCAGGCUGCGUCCUGUCCUCCCAACGAUGCUUCCAUCACCAUCCACGUCCAGCCUCACUGGCGCCUUGAUCACUGACCUGCUGCCCCCCACCAGGAGGACUGGUUCUGUUUCCUCAGCAGGGUUCAGAGCCUUUGCCUGCAGUCCAAACAGCACCACCUACAGGACAGGCGAAGGGCUUGGAGCUAGAUUGUUCCAGAGCGGAUGAGUUUGAGCUUCUGUUCUUGUUCCAGACUCAGAUGAGUGACUAAUCAAAGAAAACUAACGGCUGUGAUACAUUCAACACCGAUCCGGCUGGCCCAAACUCGAGCCGCUGGUGUUUUAUUCCUUCUUGUUGCUCACCUGGACUGAAAUCUGUAGCUUUUACCUUCAUCCAUUAAACUUCCUGGAAAAGGUCCCAUAAAACCAGAAAACUUUUAAUCUGAUAAAUGAGUUUAUUACCUGGAAGUUGAGUGUGUCUCUCUGGAUGGAUGUGUGUGUGUGUGUGUGUGUGUGUGUGUGUGUGGCAGACAGGUAGAGGAACCAGAAAACACACUUUCUGCCUGCAGAUCUUCAGGCUCUCUUGUGUAAAUGUCAUUUUCGCAAACAUGACUUCUUAUUUUUUAGCGACUACAUUUCCCAUGAGUCUUCGAGCCUCUGGGGACUGAAGCUUAUUGUUGCCAACAGAAAAAAAGAUGAAGACUUAUUUAUUUUAGGAAAUUUAUAUUUAUAGAAUCGGCGGUGUUCCGUGGAAGUUUAAAGCUAAAUUCCCGUUCUGAUGUGAUUUCCAUCUCAGGUGGAGGUGUGCUAGCUCCACCUGGUUGGAUGACUAUUUGAACUUUACGGUUUGGUUUGUUUCCUUCUAACCUGCAUCAGAAUAAAUGAACCUUUCCUUUUUGGCCUUUAAGACUCCCGUCUGCAGCUCUGGUAAACUCUUGAUUUGAGCAGCAGCCAAAGAUGGUCAGAUUCUUUCCUGUAGAUCAGCCUGGUCCGCCUCCACAUGUGCCUCUUCUCGUGUAGAAACUCGCCCCCUCGGGUUCUAACUCCCGACGGCACUGUUGGGCUAGCCAAGACGAGUAAAAUUACAAUCCGAUCCUUCAGUAAAAAACGCUUCUGUGACUCCCAGCAGCUCUUCAUCAGGACGAAUCAGGAGAUCGGGUUUAGUAGCAUCAACCCAACAAACAGGAAGUGACAUGCAUUGUUAAAACUAUUGAUCUGAUAAAAUAGUUUUGGUUUGACUCAAACUGGAUUCGACUAAAUCCUUGAAUCCACAAAGCUUUUCAUUUUAUUAUCAGACUUUCCUCAAAUCUUCUAUAAAAAGAUUCUGUUGGCGUGUUUUAGCCAACAAACAUGUUUGCAUUCACGUUCACGUCGACAGGAAGGCGGUCCUGUCGACACGAUCAGACGGUUUCAGGCCAUCAUCGUCGGGCCUUAAACUUGAAGCCAAACUGGUUUUAGUAUCAACUUAAAUCUUUGUUUUGGUUUUUAAAUUCAGCUUGUUUAGGUUUUCCUUCUGCAGUAAAAAUGUCUGAAGUUUGAUGUAUGACUCGGCACUUUGAAGGAGCGUUAGCGUAGCCAGAUUAGCUGAACCUGAAGGAAGCCAGACAGACUUGUGGCUGCUCUACUCGUGACAUGAAUUGUAACCCACUUGUAUAAAAGUACAUACUGUAGAAUAUUUGGACCUGUACAGAACCAGAUGGCUUUGUUUUUGGCGACUUCUCUGGUUUGCUAAUAAAAGAUGGACGCCCCUCUGCUUCAUCGCUGUUUGCAUGUGUGACUUUUCAGCACCACCAAUAAAACCACCUCCUCCAGC
Nothobranchius furzeri (turquoise killifish) is the source of this 5909-nucleotide messenger RNA. It is a transcript of the gene vcpip1, whose product is annotated as valosin containing protein (p97)/p47 complex interacting protein 1. NCBI's taxonomy places the organism in Eukaryota, Metazoa, Chordata, Actinopteri, Cyprinodontiformes, Nothobranchiidae. Gene Ontology annotation, molecular function: cysteine-type deubiquitinase activity. Gene Ontology annotation, biological process: protein K11-linked deubiquitination; Golgi reassembly; protein ubiquitination. The record is from RefSeq and is a predicted model, not a curated record.